Messenger RNA from Cuscuta epithymum, 2873 nucleotides. NCBI's taxonomy places the organism in Eukaryota, Viridiplantae, Streptophyta, Magnoliopsida, Solanales, Convolvulaceae. The record is from the annotation of a GenBank genome assembly.
GGAAGCAUUUACGGCAUACAAUGUACAUCUAAAGACAUUAUAUACAACUUUAAAGCAAAGCAACGUACAUUAAAGUCAUGAAAGUAAGGGAGAUUGAAUAGAGAUUAUUUUAAGUUUUUAACAAAGACAUGCAUCAUUCAGAAUGGGUUAGCUAAAAAUUAUUAAAGGCAAUUGAGCACCAACCAAAUACUCCAAAUAGUGCAACGAUAGAUGAUGGGCUCCAUGGCCAUGCCAAAAACUUGAAUUUCUACCCAGAAGCCAAUCCUUCCAGCUUCGAUUGAUAUUGACACCAAAAAGAAAUCAUAAAAGGUAAGGAACUCAAAAGCAGCAGUAGCACCGGUCAUGAAACUACUGCAAGGGUGGAGCAGUUGAGGCUACUAAUCAAGACAAAGAAAGCAGGGUAUUAUCGGAAGCUGUGACGUUCAGAUUACGCUGUCAACAAUUGAGAGGCUUGGACUGCUAUCUAAAGCAGAAGAGCUGGGAGUUCUAUCAGCAGCCACUGACCCCAGAACACCUUCGCGCCUCUUCAGCCUUAACUUAGGAAUGCUAGUCAGGUCCUGUUUGUGUGUAUUUUGUGCCUGAGGAUUACCCUUGGCAGAUUGGUUUCGAGGUGGCGGUAGCUUUUUUUUUUCUCUUGUUGUUGGCUCCGCCAUGAGAUCAAUUUUUUUUGGUUUCAUGCCUGUCCCAAGCCAGGAUAAAGGAGGAGGGUGCUGUGGUAGGCGCGUGACGGCGGACAGUAUUACCUAGUCACAUCACAUGACAUGAAUCGAAAUAUGAAUAUCGCUAUAGCUAGGUCGUUGCCCGUAAGCGACGCGUCAUCCCUCCGCCUGGGGGUGGUGUCAAAUAUGCAAGGGCGCGCUACACUUCAUAGGCCUGGGUGUGGUGAUAAGAAUGUUAAGGUUUCUAGGUCGUCGUCCGGAAGCGGCGCGUCAUCCCAUUGCCCGAGGAUGAUGUCAAAUAUGCAAGGGCAUGGUGGGGUCCGAGACAGGGCUAAGAACAGAAGGUGGAGUGCUAGAUUGCGCUUUGGGACGUGGAAUGUUGGGUCUCUUACAGGCAGAUCUUCCGAGGUAGUCGAAGUUAUGAGGAGGAGGAAUAUCAGCAUUAUGUGUGUGCAAGAAACUAAAUGGGUUGGAGAGAAAGCACGUGAGAUUAAUCCCGGAGGUUUUAAGUUGUGGUAUUCGGGGAGAGAUAAAACCAGGAAUGGGGUAGGCAUUAUUGUGGCACGUGACUAUGUUGAGGAUGUGGUAGAAGUCUUCAGGAAGAACGAUCACAUCAUGAGCAUUAAAUUGGUGAUGAGGGGUGAGAUUGUGUCUGUGGUAAGUGUCUAUGCACCACAAGUGGGAUUGGAUGCAUCUACAACUCAACAGUUCUGGGAAGAUCUUGAAGAUGUGGUGCGACGAGUGCCAAGAGGAGAGAAGUUGGUCAUAGGAGGCGACCUCAACGGGCAUGUGGGCUCGAUUCGUGAUGGCUUUGAGAGUAUUCAUGGAGGACAUGGUUUUGGCACUAGAAAUGAAGCGGGAAAGAACAUUUUGGAUUUUGCCUCGACGUAUGAGUUGCCUAUAAUGAACACUUGGUUUAGGAAAAGAGACUCUCACCUUGUAACCUAUAGAAGUGGAGCUAAUAGUACCCAAAUUGACUACUUCUUAGUACAGACUACUUGGAGAACUAGCUACACCGAUUGUAAGGUUAUCCCAGGUGAGAGUGUUGUCACUCAGCACAGGAUGCUUGUGCUCGACUUUCGAGGUAAGAACCAUAGAAGACAAGUUAAGCAACAAGUGGAGCCAAAGAUAAAGUGGUGGAGGCUUGAGGGGGAUCUUCAACAAAGCUUUACACACAAAAUGUUCAGUGAAGAUGUAUGGCGAAUUGAUAAUGGAACACAUGUGGAGGAUGUGUGGUUAUCGAUGGAUCUGACCAUUAACAAAGUGGCAAAGGAGGUACUUGGGGAAUCUAAAGGAUGUCUGCCACCCAAAAAGGACACGUCUUGAUGGAAUGAUGAGGUGAAACAAGCCAUAAGGAACAAAAGAGAUUGCUACAAAAAGCUGGGGAUAAGUCGGAGUGAUGAGAACAUAGAAACAUACAAGGAGGCUAGAAGACAAGCAAAGAAAGCCGUAAAAGAAGCACAAGGGAAAGUGAACAAGGAGUUGUAUGAAAAAUUGGACUCUAAGGAAGGAGAACAAGACAUCUAUAGACUUGCUCGUCUUCGUGAUCGCAGGACUCAAGAUAUCGGAAAAGUUAAGUGUGUGAAGGAUGUCGAUCAAAGGAUAUUAAUGGAGGACAGAGAGAUAAAAGAGAGGUGGAGAUCAUACUUUGAUACAUUGUUCAACGGGAACAAAGUGCAAGAUAUCGAUGAUUUGACCAUACCAUAUUGUAUGGUAAAUCGUGAUUUUGUGAGAAGGAUCCAACCAACGGAAGUUAAAGAGGCUCUGAGGAAGAUGGGGCGGAAGAAAGCAGUGGGUCCAGAUGGCAUACGGAUCGAGGCUUGGAGAAGUUUGGGAGAGAGAGGCAUCGGGUGGUUAACAAAUUUCUUCAACAAAAUUUGGAGAAACAACAAGAUUCCAACGAGUUGGAGAAAGAGUACUCUUAUUCCCUUAUUUAAGAAUAAAGAUGAUGUACAAGAAUGUGCCAACUAUCGAGGGAUUAAGCUUAUGAGUCAUACCAUGAAACUUUGGGAGCGAGUGAUUGAGCAAAGACUUCGAAGAACGGUGAAGAUUUCAGAGAAUCAAUUCGGUUUUAUGCCUGGUCUGUAACACCGCCCCCAAGUAUUUGUACUUUAUCAAUUCAUGUACUGAACCUUGAUAAAUGAAUAAACUCAUCUUUACGCGAUUGUAAAUUUUUAUCAUUCUUUUACGUGGAUAGUAAAAUCCACGUGGGGC